Messenger RNA from Talaromyces amestolkiae, 1638 nucleotides. RefSeq lists its product as uncharacterized. Gene Ontology annotation, molecular function: heme binding; oxidoreductase activity, acting on paired donors, with incorporation or reduction of molecular oxygen; iron ion binding. NCBI's taxonomy places the organism in Eukaryota, Fungi, Ascomycota, Eurotiomycetes, Eurotiales, Trichocomaceae. The coding region runs from base 1 to 1638 and encodes 545 amino acids. The transcript has 4 exons. The record is from RefSeq and is a predicted model, not a curated record.
AUGUCCACCGCAAAACAUGCGGUGGUCAGCUGGGUUUUGCUGAGCAUCGUGCUCAUUUGGAUAUUCCCAAUGCAAGUCGCAUUGAAGAUCACUGGGGUCACUAUUUUUUCAUCAAUUAUUGUUCUCGGUGUUUAUAAAAUUUAUCUGCGGCCUUUUUAUUUCAGUCCACUGCGACAUUUACCUGAGCCCAAGGGAGGCACGCUUCUCAAUGGCCAUGCAAAAUUGGUUCCCAAUGAACGAUCGGGCAUGCCUCUCCAGGAAUGGAUCAACGAGGUGCCCAAUGACGGCCUUAUCCGAUAUCGAAUGAUGUUCAACAAAGAGGUUGUGUUUAUAACGAGUCCGAAGGCAUUGUCAGAAGUGCUUGUACAGAAAAAUUACGACUUUUCCAAACCAUACAAAUUGCGACAGGGAUUGGGGAGAAUACUCGGAAUUGGUCUAAUUAUUGCGGAAGGCGAAGAACAUAAAAUAUUGAAGAAACAACGGAAGAAUUUGAUGCCUGCAUUCCUACACAGACACGUCAAGGAUCUUUAUCCGAUUUUCUGGGAGAAAUCUGCAUUAUUAGCGGUCGAGCUCGAGCAGAACAUUAAGCGCACCGGACAAUACAGCCAAGUCUUUGAUGUCGCAGACUGGCUUGCUCGCACGACGCUGGACAUAUUGGGAGCUGCAGGUCUUGGGAGAGAGUUUGACACACUGCACAACCCAGACAAUGAAAUUGUUAGGGCAUAUCGAGGAGUUUUCGAGCAAAAACCGCCAAGGGGUGUUUUGGGUAUCCUCUUGUUCCUUGCCAAGCAACAGAUCAUAAACCUCUUGAAAAUCAAACAAAAUGAUAGUAUUGCCGCUGCCACUGAAGUCCUCACGGACGUCUCUCGCCGUUUGAUCAAGGAUAAAAGGGAAGAGAAGGCAAGAGACGCCAAAGAAAGCAUCGAUAGAUCUGCUCGGAGAGAUAUUCUUUCUGUUGCUCUCGAUUCUGGUAACUUUACAGACAACAUGUUGGAAAAUCAUCUUUUGACAUUUCUCGCUGCCGGACAUGAAACAACCGCUACAUCAAUGACAUGGGCAAUAUAUGCUUUAUGUUUGUACCCACAAGUGCAACAGAGACUCCGUGAAGAAGUGCGCGCAAACCUUCCAAUUGGAGCAACUAUUGGCACAAACGGGAUCUCCGUCACCGCUGAGUUGGUGGACAGUUUACCAUACCUUCACGCCGUUUGCAAUGAAGUCUUCCGUGUCUAUCCACCGGCUGGUCUAACCAGAAGGGUAGCUGCGAAGGAUACGUCAAUCCUCGGCCAACACAUUCCAAAAGGAACGGCGAUCGCGAUUUCAAUGCGUGCGGUCAACAUUUCGAAGGAGCUUUGGGGCGACGAUGCUUUUGUGUUUGAUCCUGAACGAUGGAUGAAACCAAGUCAGGCAAAUAGUGGUGGCGGGGUGACCAACUUUUCGUUCAUGACAUUUUUACAUGGACCACGUUCAUGUAUCGGACAAGGUUUUGCUCGUGGAGAGUUCGCAUGUCUCCUUGCUGCAAUCGUUGGAACAUUUGAAUUAGAGUUGGAGGAUAAAACAUCUGAGUUGGUGAUUGAGACAGGGCUCACUUCCCGACCCAAAGACGGGUUGAGAGUACGACUACGUCCGAUACUUGUGUAA